This is a messenger RNA of Lycium barbarum (goji berry), 6458 nucleotides long. RefSeq lists its product as uncharacterized. The record is from RefSeq and is a predicted model, not a curated record. Bases 214 to 3669 code for a protein of 1151 amino acids. The transcript is spliced from 7 exons. Lineage: Eukaryota; Viridiplantae; Streptophyta; Magnoliopsida; Solanales; Solanaceae.
UGUCCAAACAAAACCCUCAGCCCCAAUUAGAUAUUCUCUUUCAGUUUCAACCCAGAUCACAGUUCACAAUUCCACUACUAAUAUGUAAAUCCUUUCCAUGGUUUUCUCAAUUAAAACAUAAUCUCAAACUACGGUCUCCCCAAAUUCAUCCGUGCUCUUGGAUUCUCAAUUGCACAAUCUAUUUGGCUAAGUGAAAGAAGGCUUGUAAGGAAAAUGAGUUCAAAUCGUCAAUGGAUGUACAAAAGGUUAUCUGGAGGUCUAUAUCAUCCAGAAUUUGUAAGGGGUGUACAACAAUUUAUUGAGUUUGCCAUGAAUCAUCCAGAAGGGAGGGAUGGUGAGAGACUAAGGUGCCCGUGUAACCGAAAGAAAUGUCAGAAUAGAAACUUUGAAAAUGUUCAUACAGUCCAUGCACAUUUGUUGAGCGAUGGUUUUAAACCGGACUAUCAUGUUUGGUACUUGCAUGGAGAAAAUGAGGUUAGAGGAAAUAUACAUCAACAUGAAAGGAGGCACAACUGGGAUCAUACAAUGAAUAGCCCACCGGUGAAUGAUGGUGCAUUUGAUGAGCCUGGACCAUCUACUUCAUAUCAUAGAAUGAUCCAUGAGGCUGCUGGUCCCUCAUUCGAUCCAAAUGAUAUGGAAGAAUUUCCUAAUCCUGAUGCACAGAAAUUUUAUGAUAUGAUUGAUGCUGCAAAUCAAGAAGUGUGGCCUGGUUGCGAAACGCAUUCUCAACUAUCAGCUGUUGCGCGUUUGUUGCACAUCAAGGCUGAACACCACCUCUCUGAAAGAUGUUUUGAUGACAUUUGUCAAUAUGUGAAUGAGAUAAUUCCGCCUGAUAACCUGAUGCCCAAAAAUUUCUAUGAAACUAAGAAGUUAAUGCGUGGAAUGAACAUGCCAGUAGAAAAAAUUCAUAGUUGUGUUAAUGCCUGCAUGAUUUAUUGGGGAGAAGACAGUGAACUUAUAUAUUGCAAGUUUUGUAGUCAUCCCAGGUACAAGCCUAGUAAGCAAAGAUCUAAUUCAAAGAGAAAUCUUGUACCAUUUAAACAGAUGUAUUACUUUCCUCUUACGCCACGGUUGCAACGACUGUAUGCUUCCGAAGCUACUGCUUCACACAUGCGAUGGCAUGCCGAGCAUGAAGUUGAGGAAGGUGUGAUGCGUCACUGUUCAGAUGCACCCGCAUGGAAACACUUUGAUAGAGUGCAUCCAUCUUUUGCAAUGGAAAGUCGUAAUGUCAGAUUGGGGCUAUGCACAGAUGGGUUUCAGCCAUUUGGACAAACAGGACAACAAUAUUCAUCUUGGCCAGUAAUUGUGACACCAUACAACUUGCCGCCUUGGAUGUGUAUGAAAGAUCCCUAUUUGUUUUUGUCAGUUAUAGUUCCUGGGCCAAAGAAUCCUAAGCAGCAAUUGGAUGUUUUCUUGCAGCCUUUGAUUGCUGAACUAAAUAAUCUAUGGAAUAUAGGUGUCGAUACAUAUGAUAUCUCUAAGAAGCAAAAUUUUAAAAUGAGAGCUGCUUUGAUGUGGACAAUCAGUGACUUUCCCGCAUAUUCGAUGUUGUCUGGGUGGAGUACUGCGGGUAGGCUAGCAUGUCCAUAUUGCAUGGAGAAUUCAGAUGCUUUUACUUUGACAAAAGGUGGCAAACAAUCUUGGUUUGACAAUCAUCGUAAGUUCCUACCACCGGAUCACCCAUAUAGAAAGGAUAGGAACUCAUUUAGAAAGAACAAAGUAGUCACAAUUCAUCCUACACCGGUACGGUCAGGUGAGGAUAUUUUGAGAGAGAUAGAAGAAUUGGGACUAAAAAAGGUAACAGAACUUGGGGCUGAUAUUGUUAAUCGUCAAAUUAGUAAGUUUUCCGGUUGGAAGAAAAGAAGCAUAUUUUGGGAUUUGCCGUAUUGGAGUACCAAUCUCAUUCGGCAUAAUCUAGAUGUAAUGCACAUUGAGAAGAACUUUUUUGAGAAUGUGUUCAACACAGUACUGGAUGUAGAUGGUAAAACAAAAGAUAACCCCAAAUCUAGAGAAGACCUGAAAGAGUUCUGUCGACGCCCUGAACUACAAGCUGUUGGUGGCAAAUACCCGAAAGCUAUUUACACACUAAACAAGGAGUCAAAAAAGGUUUUGUGUGAAUGGGUGAAAAAUCUGAAAUUUCCAGAUGGAUAUGUCUCAAAUAUGGGACGGUGUGUGGACAUGAAAAAACAUAAGUUGUUUGGUAUGAAAAGCCACGAUUGUCAUGUAUUCAUGCAAAGAUUGAUUCCUAUUGCGUUUCGUGAGCUAUUACCAACAAAAGUCUGGGAAGCACUUACUGAGAUGAGCCUUUUCUUUAGGGAUCUCACUUCCACGGUAAUACGAGAAGAGGAUAUGGUAAGACUUCAAAAAGAAAUACCUGAAAUACUUUGUAAAUUAGAGCGUAUACUCCCUCCUAGUUUCUUUGAUUCAAUGGAACAUCUCCCUGUGCAUCUUGCUUAUGAAGCAAGGCUAGCUGGUCCGGUGCAAAAUCGGUGGAUGUAUCCAUUUGAGAGAAACCUCCGGAAUUACAAACACAAUGUUCGUAAUAAGGCACAUGUUGAAGGAUCCAUAUGCAAUGCUUACUUAGUUGAGGAAGCUUCUUCUUUUUGUUCACACUACUUUGAGUCUCAUGUUUACACAAGGCAUAGGAAAGUUCCACAAAAUGAUGAUGGUGGUACAUGUGAUCAGGGUAAACACCACGGUAAUCUUUCUAUAUUCACCUAUCCAGGUAAAGGAUUUGGUGAACAGGAUCGGAGAUAUCUGACAGAAGAAGAACUUGAUGCAGCUCAUAUUUAUAUUCUACUAAAUUGCGUAGAAGUGCAACCAUAUGUGCAAAAUUUUAUUGACUCCCUGCGUCAAAAUUUUCCACAAAUUACGGAGAAGGAUGUGGAUAGGAAACUUGAUGAAGAUUUCGCAUCAUGGUUCAAAAGAUAUGCACGAGUCCACAUAGAUAAUGAAUUCAUCAAGGCCCUUGCAGAAGGUCCGCGUCGAUCAGCAAAACCGUACACGGGUUAUAAUGUCAAUGGCUAUAAAUUUCACACUAAAAGCCGCAGUUCUUCUAGAGCAUCUAAUAACAGUGGUGUAUGCAUAAAAGGAACCAACUACAGUGCAGAUGACUAUGACUACUAUGGUGUGCUUACUGAUAUCCUUGAAUUGGAGUACAAGGGUAGCACGCCGAUAAAGAGAACUGUUUUAUUUAAGUGUGAAUGGUUUGAUCCCACACCAAAAGUAGGAAUGAAGAUUCACCCGCAAUAUAAACUUGUGGAUGUCAACCAUCGUAGGAAAUUAAAAAAGUAUGAACCAUUUGUUUUGGCAAUGCAAGCGGCCCAAGUGUAUUAUGCCGCUUAUCCUAGCUUACGACGUGAUAAGACUGACUGGUGGGCUGUGUGCAAAACAAAAGCUCGGGGUAUUGUGGAUAUGCCCCCAUCUUCUUCACAAUUACCUCCAGCUGAUGUUGUAGAGCCAUUCCAAAAUGAUGAAGAUGGUUUAACAUUUGAUGUGGUACCCGACAAUGAAACUAUUGAGCGGAAUGAUCCAAAUGGAGAAUUCAUAAACUUAAGAGACGAUGAUGAUGAUUUAGGUGAUGAGGAAGAAAUUCAUGAUGAAUCUGAAUUAGAUGAAGAUGGUGAUAAUGAGGAUGAAGAGGCAUAUGAUGCAAGUGGCAGUGAAUAGAGUCAAAUUACUCCAAUCUCUUCAAAUAGAGCUAGAGUGAUUGAAACAUAGUCUUUUUUCUGGUUAUUACCCAUUGAAGCCCAUCAGUUGUUGAAAUUUUUUAUUGUUUUUCUUCUAUUUUUAUUGUUGAAAUUUCCCUUCUUUCUAGUUCUUCCUUCUUCAGUAAAUGGCUUCUACAGUUGAUUUUUUAUUGUUUUUCUUCUAUUUCUGCUCUCUAUCACUUGCAUCUCUAUGUUUUUCUGUUACUAAUUCUUAUACUAUUUGAUUUUUCAGGCAUAACAUACAAAUUUCCUCCGCAAAGAGUUCUCGCAGCUGCUUGUCCUAAAUUAGUCUGCGCUUAUAGACUCUUUGACAAGACCUAGAUCUUUACAUAUACCUCCUUGGUAACUAUCUUAAUUGAGUAUAUUACUUUGCUCCUGAAAUGUUUCUAUUGCUGAAAAAACUAACAAAGGAAGCCAAGUAAAAAGUUGUUGUCUGAGGUCAUGUGAAUAUGUUCUUAAAUUUCAUUUCCCGAUGAGUUUUAGGAAAGAAUCCACAGACCAAAAGUUGUUGUGGGAUCAUGUCGAUGAAUUUUCCUAAUAUUGGUCUUUGGUGGUAAUAGGAAGUUCUACCGUCAAGCUUGCAGGUUAGCUUCCAGUUACCAAUAAAUAAAAAGACUCAAAUCGGAUAUGGAAGGUGAUUUCUCUGUCCUAUGGUAAUACAACAACAACAUACCUAGUGAUUUCCCUGUUCUAUGGUAAUAUGAAGCUUAUAUUUAAUUGAGUCCUUCAUUUACGGUUAUUGAAGCAUUUCUACGGCAAAAGUAUUAUCAGAUUGUAAAUUGAAAAUGUUUGUUGAUAUCCACUCUAUUCAUUACUGUUAUCAUGCUUCAGAACAUUAAAUCCAACUAACUAGAAAUCUGAAAAUUGCAUUGUAAACUAUGAGAUGAAACAUUAACUGACCACAAAACUGCUCCUAGGUAAUAUAAUCCUUGCAUGAAAUGAUCUGCUGUUGAGUCUUGCAUCGAUAGCCUGAAAUUGUGCCAAAAGUGAGGUGCAUGCACCAAUAAGCCAUAUGACCUCCUAAUUUGCUUCUGUUUCCCUGCAUGAUCUGUGAUAUUGUACAACCUAACUUCAUAACACUUUCUAUGCAUUGUCAAUUUCACAGUAUGAUGAACUGAGUACCAAUACCACACACUGACAAAGUCAAUACAAGGAUCAUGUAUGAACUUACUAUUUCUAUUUGUACGAACCAGACUGCAGGUUUAUCAAAACUUUAAGAACCAUUUGAACCUACAGUUUGCAUCAUGCUUACAGUCUGUGUUUGUAGAACUCUGUAGCUAAUGUGCAUACAAGGCCUUGCCUUGUAGCACUGUUGUAGUAGUGUCAUGCUGCUCUUUGUCCUCGUGUUAGCAAUACAUUUUCCAUAAGUUGUCACCACUUCAGCAGAUUGAGCAAUAAUUGCUAAUACCAUAUACUGAAGUAAUGUCAACAAACAGAUCCUGUAUGCAUAACAGCAAUAUGCAGCCAGUUAGUAUUUUUAGACCGGCAAAAACCAGUAAUAACUAAAACCAAAUUUCUUGUGUCUCUCUUUUAAGAUUCUUGAACACCAGUAAUUUAUGCAGCUAAACUAGAUAGCAGCAGAGAUUAUAUACUUUCCAUUCAUUGACAAUAUCUCAACAGAACAUUGAGGUAAGGUCAAUAAGCAGAUCCUGUACACCCUCUUAUGUUCCUUGAACCAAAUCUGAACCAAGUCAUUCCACAAUGCCUCAAGAGACUGCCUAAUAACAGUGCUGCAAGUAUUUGAGGCAACCAUAUGAUUCCUAAAUCCCAUAUUAUAUCCUGAGAUACCACACUUUCCAUCUAUUGAGGACCUCUCAACAGAUUGAGCACUAAGUGCUAAUACCACACCUUGAGAGGAAAUCAAUAGAUAGAACUUGGUAUCAAAUUUGUACAUCUUGGUAUCACGUCAUGUCCCAUAUUGUAUGGAUCAGUGACACCAAUAUAUUCUGCAUGUCCAACAAACCAAAUGUAAUAAAUUGAAGCUGUUUGAACCACAUCAUUUCCAAGUUGUAUAGGAUCAGUGAUACUAACAGGUUUCCAAAUUUUUGCAUCAUCUACUCCAUUAUAGGAGGCUCCAAAAUUCACCAAGAACAUGCAAGACAACUGGCUAGAACUGGGAAGAUCACCUCCACCUGAGCUUCUGAGGAAGACACGUCUCAAGGCGAAUAAUGAGUUUGUGGACAAAUCUAAGACCGCAUAUGAUGCUGUCAUAUCUAAGAUUACACCUGUAUCUUAGCCUGAAGAUUGAUCCAGCGAACCUCCUACAAUUGACUUUUCAAAAAUUUAUUUGGAUGAAGUGGGUGGGAUUAAGAAGAUGCACCUUUAUGGUGUUGGUCUUCAAGCACCUUUCUAUGGGCAUGUUGGUGAAUCCUCCGCGUUCGACAUCUCGACUUUGAUGCUAGAGUGCAAGAAUUUGUUGGACAUCAUCUUCAAGAAACGAAGCAUGAGAUGAGAGGAGAUCAAACAAGAAAUAAGGGAAGAAAUGCGACAAGUAUUGCGUGAAGAAUGAGACCUGAAGUGCAACAAGAGGUGCAAGAGGAAGUUAAUCAGAUACUUCAAGUACAUUGUUCGGGCAUCAUAGCUCUCUUACUUUCACCUCCUUCUGGUAGACCUGACACGUCCUCGAAUCAUGAAACAAGUCAUAUUUAGGUCAAUUUUAGAUUGCUUUAUGUUAGACACACUUUGGAUUGUUUCUUCAAUUCUGUGAUAGAUGUUAUUAUUUAUGAAAUAGGUAAUGUUUUUUGGAUU